Messenger RNA from Oppiella nova, 1303 nucleotides. NCBI's taxonomy places the organism in Eukaryota, Metazoa, Arthropoda, Arachnida, Sarcoptiformes, Oppiidae. The record is from the annotation of a GenBank genome assembly.
AUUAAGUUUAUUACGCAUUUCUAAACUAAUAUAUAGUAUAAUAAUCAACAUAUUGUUUGUUUUAAUUACAAAUAGUUGUUAAAUAAUAAAAGGUUUGACAUAAAUGUCGAAACGCAGUCUAAAUGUCCUAUUCAUCCCUAUGGACGGCACGGGACACGUGAACGCGUGCUUAGGUAUCGCCGAACAGCUGAUAGAGUCGGGCCAUAAGGUGUCGUUCCUUAUGAACAACCAAUGGAGGGGUAAACUGUCCGCCAAAUACGGUAUAACCGAAAUAACACACGAGAGUGUGAGCGGUAGGCAAACCGGUGGCGACCCGGCCCUCGAGUGGGCGCUAGUGUUUCAGGAGUCGGGUAUGAUAUCGAGUAAUGGAUCUCUGGAAAAAAUGUUAGCAUGGUACACCAAGUUGUUGCCCCUGUUUAUGAAGUACUCGGAUGUGAUUAAUGAGCGGAUUGAGAGUACUAUUGAGAGUCUGAAACCGGAUGUCAUAUUCAUGGAUCAAGUUAUCUGUUUGCCGGCGGUUGAGAGGGCAGGCAUCCCAUGGGUUUGGAUUUGCAGUUUUAAUCCACUGUUUUUGAUUGAUGAUGAAAGGACUCCGCCUAAAGGCUCAGGACUUCCCGUAAAUGCUAAGAAUGAGUGGAAAGCCUUUCGACAGGUAGUCAUUGAGAAGACCUAUGAUAUGUGGAAAACAUUCAACGAUUUUAUUGUGGGAAAGGGUUUGCCGGCACUCGAUGUCUGUCAAUACUUUCAUCGCUCGCCAUAUCUUAAUGUCUAUCCCUUUCCACAAGAAGUCGAUUACACAGACAUACGGCCCAUACCUGACAAACACCUCCAGUUGGAUAACCUCAUGAGAAAGGAUAAGGGAUCGGCGUUUUACAUACCCGUCCCAUUACUGGACAAACCCGGAAAACUAAUUUACUUGGGGUUGGGAUCUAUGGUGUCAUCGGAUUUGGCAAACAUGAAGAGAUUGAUCGCAAUAUUAGGCAAAUCCCGGCACCGGUUCAUAGUAUCCAAGGGUCCACUCCAUGACAAGUAUGACUUACCGGACAACAUGUGGGGCCAGCAGUCGGUGCCGCAGAUACAGGUGCUGCCAGUCGUCGAUCUGGUGGUCACACACGGAGGCAAUAAUACUGUGACGGAAAGCCUGUAUUUCGGGAAACCAAUGAUAGUUUUGCCCGUAUUUGCCGAUCAAUACGAUAACGCGCAACGACUGCAUGAGUUAGGAAGUUAUUUGUUGAGAUACACGGCCUCCCUGUGCUCUAACCAUUAUGUUUGGAUACAAACCGUUGACACCAUGUAUUCGUAG